UGUAGUACUGUCUGGGUCGAUAUUCAUUUCAAAUAAGUCUCAAAAUGUUCAAAUAUUUGUUGGCUUUACUAUUAACCAUCGGCCUUGUAAUAGCUGUUACAAUAGCAAUAAUAUUAAAACUUCUAAAAAAGCCUUUUCAAAUAAUGAAGCUACCGCACCUUGCAUUCAAAAAUGUAAUCAAUCAAAUGGCUAUUAAUGAUGUAGUCACUAUGGCUCAGACCUCAAAAAACGUUCGACGUAGAUUAAAACUCGUAAAUCGUAAAAUUUUCAACGUAAUCAUUGAAUGGCACGCAGACUUUUCCCCCAAAAAAAUUGUUCCCUAUUACCAAAGAAUAAUAGUUAUGGGAACAGAGAGAGAUAUGCAAUAUGUAUAUCAUUUUAUGAUGAAUAAGGCCCAAAAACAAGGAAUUGAGUGGGCAACUCACUUUGACGUAAACUUUUAUAUAAACUUCUUUUGCACGCACUACAAUAAAAUGAACGUUUUGCCAUGUACGUCAUACAAAACUUCACAAGAGUUAAUCAGUUACUUGAAUAUUUUGAACGACUCAUUUUCAAUCGAUCAUGUCGAUUUGGCAAUUGACCGUGAUGAGAUCUAUGGGGAGUUUCAGUCCGCGUUGAGUUUUGAAAUAUGGAUUCUUACAUCGCUGUUUACAAAAACGCGGAUUUGACCGAAAACUGUGGGCCGAUAUUCCACGAUUGGAUUUCCAACGAGACCCAGAUUUAACAUUGGACGAUUUGAAAGUAAUGAAUUUCGAAAAGAUUUAGUUUUUUUGAUUUGUUUUCAAUCUCAUCGAGGAUGCUCAACGAGUACAUUAGAUACUGGUUAGCUGGCAACUUACCAAAAAUGAGAAGGUUUCAAUUAAACUACUGGUUUGAAGAAUGGACUCUCAACUUAUUGGUUGGUUUACCGCUUUUGGAAUGGGAUCCAAAACGGCGAGCAAGAAUUUUCUGUGCAUAGUUGCAUCAAAUUAAAGGUGGGAGUAGCGAAAUUGUUUGAUUGGACUCAACAUUUUCUGAAAAUACAAAAGGCUGUUAGUGAACUUGUAAUUUGUAUGUAAAUGUACAUUAUUUUGUGUUUCACUUUUCGGAUUAUGUUUCCAUUCCAAUUACAGAUGAAUAAAA
Caenorhabditis elegans is the source of this 1122-nucleotide messenger RNA. It is a transcript of the gene C24H12.8, whose product is annotated as F-box domain-containing protein. The transcript has 6 exons. The coding region runs from base 45 to 668 and encodes 207 amino acids. The record is from RefSeq and is marked reviewed. Lineage: Eukaryota; Metazoa; Nematoda; Chromadorea; Rhabditida; Rhabditidae.